Molecule: messenger RNA, 2309 nt
Organism: Chenopodium quinoa (quinoa)
Lineage: Eukaryota; Viridiplantae; Streptophyta; Magnoliopsida; Caryophyllales; Amaranthaceae
Product: squalene synthase-like
Exons: 14
Coding region: 658-1899 (413 amino acids)
Biological process (GO): lipid biosynthetic process; farnesyl diphosphate metabolic process
Cellular component (GO): endoplasmic reticulum membrane
Molecular function (GO): squalene synthase [NAD(P)H] activity
Source: RefSeq, a predicted model, not a curated record
ACUAAUAGUACAUCUUCUGCAAUUUGAGUUGCCUGUGACUAGAUCCUCCUUCUGCAAUCAAUAGUCGAGUACGAUGAAAGGUGAAUUAACAUAAACAAGCAAAUUUUAAUGCUACUUUUGUUUAUUUUCACAGUUUAAGGGAAUGUUGAUGAGCAAAAAAUUAGCACGAAAUUAGGGACAAUUUUUCCUUGAUACCCCGUUUCUUAAAUAAAUAAAACAAAAACCACUUUGACUUAGUUAUAUUCGUCACAAUGUAUAUAAUUCUAAUAUCAUUAAAAAAAAAAAAAAAAAAAAAAAGAGGAGGAUUACAAUUAACUUAUGUCGAAUUGCAUGUUGAUAAUUUUUUUUAUGAUUACUUAACCUUGUCACAGAAAACAUAAAAUAUCCUCAAAACCAUUUAUUUUGUCAAUCAAACAAGCACAAAAAAAUAUCACACGCAAAGCAAUCUUACGUGCUGAGCUAAUGAGUGAUGACGAUGCAAAUUCAGGAACACACCCCAAUAUAAAAAUUAAAAAAUAUAUACAAGAAGAAAAACGAUGAAAAACACUAAAUUCAAGAUACCAAAACACGCACUCACAAGUCAACUCUGAGUAUUGACAAUUUGUAAGUACAAAUUACAUCAAAAUCACAGAUUUUGAGCAGCAAAAUUUGAUUAAAAUGGGGAUUUUGAUGGACAUUCUGAAACACCCAGAUGAAUUAUACCCACUUUUGAAGUUGAAAAUGGCGGUCGAACAGGCUGAGAAGCAGAUCCCACAUCAACUUCAUUGGUGUUUCUGCUAUUCUAUGCUUCACAAAGUUUCCAGAAGUUUCGCUCUUGUUAUUCAUAAACUUGAUACUCAGCUCCGCAAUGCUGUUUGUGUCUUGUACUUGGUCCUUCGAGCCCUCGACACUGUAGAGGAUGAUACAAGCAUAGCUACAGAUGUCAAAUUGCCUAUUUUGAGAGCUUUUCACCAGCACAUAUAUGACAGUGACUGGCAUUUCUCUUGUGGUACAAUGGACUGCAAAGUUCUGAUGGAUGAGUUUCAUCACGUCUCAAUUGCUUUUCUGGAGCUUGAAAGAGGUUGCCAGGUGGUUAUUGAGGAUACGAUCAAAAUGAUGGGAGAAGGAAUGGCAAAAUUUAUCUGCAAGGAGAUAGAAACAGUUGGUGACUAUGAUGAAUAUUGCCACUAUGCAGCAGGACUUGUUGGAUUAGGGCUGUCAAAGCUUUUCCAUUAUGUUGGUUCGGAGGAUCUAGCUCCAGACAACCUUCCCAAUUCAACUGGCUUAUUUCUGCAGAAAGUAAACAUUAUUCGUGAUUACCUUGAAGAUAUAAAUGAGGUUCCAAAAGCUCGCAUGUUUUGGCCUCGGGAGAUUUGGAGUAAAUAUGUGAACAAACUUGAGGAUUUGAAGUGUGAAGGAAACUCAGAAAAGGCAGUUCAAUGUUUAAAUGAGAUGGUGACAAAUGCCUUGUUGCAUGUGGAAGAUUGCCUAAACUGCAUGUCUGCUUUACGGGAUCAUUCCAUACUCUGGAGCUGUGCUAUUCCUCAAAUUAUGGGCAUUGGAACUUUAGCUUUAUGCUACAACAAUAAUCAAUUCUUCAAACGUGCGGUAAAAAUUAGACGUGGUCUUGCUGCUGUAGUUUUUGAUCAGAUGAACACAAUGGCUGAUGUUUAUGGAGCCUUUUAUGAUUUCGUCUCGAUUAUGAAAACCAAGGUUGAUAAGAAGGAUCCAAAUGCUACAGAAACACUGAGCAGGAUUGAAGCAAUCCAGAGGAUUUGUAGGGAUUCUGGAACUCUAAAUAAAAGGAAAUUGCACAUGGUGAGGAAUAAGUCAGCAUACUCUUCAAUCUUGAUAAUGGUGUUCUUCAUUGUUAUGGCAAUCAUUUUUUCUCGCCUGUCUUCCAAUCGACAGAUUGAUUAAUUCUUACUCAGUGGUAACUGGUAUGGCUUCAUGUGCAGUUGUGCGGUGUGUUGUUGUAAGAAUAUACAGAGGUACUUAUGUUCUCUUGUUCGAAACGAGCUCCUGAAUCAUAGCAGCAAAACAAAUAUACAUUGCACAUAAAUCACUUAUGAGGGGAACGAUAUGGCACACGUCAUCAUUGAUGGUUUGUAGCUGCUUCGUAACAUUCUAAUAAGUUUGCUUGUAAGUUGGAAGUGCUGCUGAUGUAUUUUAAGGACCAUUUAGUCAUGUUCUAGUUUUGGCACAAACUUAAGUUUAAUCAUUGUUCUUUAGUCCAUUUAAAAAGAGACGACAAUUCUUCAUUCCUUCUUUUGUUUGGAUCUAUUUUUGUGAAUUGGGAAGCAUUUAAUUACUAUGGAGUACUAUUUUUA